Molecule: messenger RNA, 3327 nt
Organism: Apiotrichum porosum
Lineage: Eukaryota; Fungi; Basidiomycota; Tremellomycetes; Trichosporonales; Trichosporonaceae
Exons: 5
Coding region: 1-3327 (1108 amino acids)
Source: RefSeq, a predicted model, not a curated record
AUGGACCAUUUGCACUCCUCACUUACCGCCAUGCAAGUGCCGUCUACCCUCUCAAACCACAGUCCACGUGCCCCCGACAAGAGGCAGCGCCACGCCAAACAGACGGCCACGCUCGUCAACGACUUGGCCUUGGUUCAGCUCGACAUUGAGCGCGCCGAGGUUGAGAAGACAGCUGUACCGCCACCAAUGGGAUCGGCACCGUCUCAACGCCCCACAUUCCCCCUCGUCCGACUUCCCUCUCACACGCACUCCCCCUCGUCUCCCCCUGCCACAUUCGCCCCUUUCAAGAAAUUCUUGCCAGCGGUUUUCGACACGGAGGUGCUCACCUCGAUCACCUCCCGCCUGCAGCAGCAGCUCGAGGCCGCGGCAUCAGAAGAGCACCCUGUGGCCGCCACCAAGCCCAAGGCCGCCGAGCAGACUAUCCACCUGGAUGAGCGGUACACCAAGGUGACGGGGGCGCAGCGCAAGAACCAUGAGGCAAUGCUGUGCACCAUUGCCGAUCUUCCUCGUCGCUUCGAGCUCGAGCUCGCGGCCGUGGAAGUCGAACAGCCGACGGUGGACGACCUUGUCCUCCCCGCUCGCUGGUGCGACGCAACCGAGUCGUACGUUGCUGGCGCCAAGUACAGCGUGUACAGCGGCCUCCCCCUGCGCGAGCGUCUCAACGGAUGGUUCAGGGGAUGGCUCGCUCCCCUCGUUGCCGCGGACGACAAGGUGGAUGCCGACUCGCCGGAACUGCGCUUCUACCAGCGCUACGCCAACAUCGUCGAGCGAGUUGUCCAGAUGCAGAGGUUGCCCGACCAGCGCGACAAGCUGCCGAUGGAGAUCCAAGUGCUGACGAGAGACAGCUUCAAGGUCAAUGGCAAGGUCGUCAACGGUCACAUCGACGGCAACGUCCAGGCCACGACCUGGAUAUUCAACUGGUUCAAGGGCCAGGGCCUCGACGAAGUCGCCCGCCUGCGCAUUCUCGCGAAGCACCUCCAUCGUGCCGGUCGCUCGACCGACGCCAUCGCCGGCAUCCUCAACCGGCUGGCGCCUCUCCAUGCUGCGUCUCACAACGGGACGUGCAGUGCUCACCUGCGGCAACAAUGGGUCGAUGAGCUGGCCUGGUACCGCGCCUUUGUAGACGGCCUGCCGGAGGGCGACGACUUCCUCUGGUCUGCUCCUCUGCCCGAGCCCGACAUCGCGCGCUUGAUCCAAAGGUACAACGCGCCCAAGGCCGAGUGGAUGAACUGGGAGCCGAUGUGCAGUCAUGGCUGCCGAAGUUUGACGAGCUGGAGCGCAGGUGGAAGGAGUAAGUCGGGAUUGUGUGGCAGUGGUGGUUGUGAUGGAGAGACAGAAGAAGAAACUGACACGACAAGACGCCGCCCUGAAGGACCCCCCCUCACCAGAAACAAGGGCGGUGUCCCGACCUUUGUGUUCUCGGACCAGACCGACACGCGCACCAUCCUGGAGCUGCUCGCCCGUUGCAUCCAGCGGGCCGAGGACGACUGCGAUGACGUCUUCCCUCCGCCACGUCCCCGCCACCUCCGCGAAAUGGGCGCCGCGCUGCGUUUGGCGCAGGAGUGUCUCUCGCAGGGCUACUUCCGAGCGGACGGCCUGGUCGGCAUUCAUGGCCGCGCCGAUGGCCUCCCCUUCUGCUUUGCUGGUGUUCCGCGCCACCCCCUCGCGCCGUCCCUCGCAUCCCACGGCCGCCACCACGAGCUGUUUAGGAGCCCAUCAUCCGUGGACGAGCUCGACGACCUCAGCUCUUUCAACCUCGACAUCGAGAGCUGGGGCACCAACAUGUUCCGCGGCAGCACGCGUGCUGGUGUCCUCGAGCACUUCAUUGAGCAGACGCGUGCAGGUGCCCACGCGCUGCUGGACAAGCUCGCACACCGCGGUGUGCUUGAGCCCUUCCUGCUGCCCAGGUACACCCUUGGUCCCCAGCUCGAACGCGCUUGGUGCCGGAACGGUCAGUCGAACCUCGAGCUCAUCCUCCGCAACCCCAACUUUGUGGAUGAGCUCGAGUUUCGCCGCGACGCAUAUAUUGCGGACCACCCCGUGUGCCAGGACGACGACUCGGCAGAAGCCAGGCGCGCCGAACGCAUGUCGCGCAGGAUCGAGCUGCUCCGUGUCGUCUCGCGCGAUGCCGACAAGAUCUCGGCCCGUUACCUCCAGAAGGCGAGCACGAGCAAGCCCGGGCCCGAGGCCGCCCGUCCUUUCCCUCAUGUCCGCGUGAGCACCGUCCAGGAGCUCCUCGCCACCGGUGAGCUUCGCGCCGACCACCCCGCCGUCGCCGACCUCGCCGGCUACAUUCGCGAGCUGCCCAACUACAGGCAGUACAUUUACCGCGAAUGUGGUGGCACCGGAGGUCCCUCCAAGUUUAGCGGUGCCGACGCCGACGGCCAGCGCUCCUGCUGGACAUGUAUCGAGCGUGCCAGGAUCGACGAGAGGCGCGCCCUGGUCGACCAUUGGUGCGAGAUGUGUCCUGAGGGCGAGAAGGAGAAGGCCACACGAUCGCAUGACGGUGCCGAGGUGUGCGAUGAGUGCUACCACUCGCUCAACGCAUUUUGGUGCCCCGACUGCCAGACGGGCCAAUGGUUCCGAGAGGCGGGAGCAAACGGCUACACCGGCCAAGCCAAACGCUGCGCGCGCUGCAACAAGGUACCGAUGCUUCUCGGCAGUAACUGCUGCGUCUGCGGCCGUGACCCGGACGAUGGACCGUUUGUGCGCCGUCACCAACGUUGCUUCAACUGCUACCGGCGCGACACCCGUCAAGGCCUCCUCCUCGUCUUGUCCAUGACCAAGGCCCGCUUCUGCGGCGAGUGUGGCGACCAGGUCGCCGCGGGCAAGUUCAAGCGCGGCAUGUGCGAGUCUUGCUACAACAGAGACCGCACAAGUCGCAUUCACCCUGGUGACAUGCGCGACCGCACCUGCCGCAAGUGCCACAAGGUCAAGUCGAGGUUUGUGUGGGACUGGGGACUGUGCGGACAGUGCUACCACUUCCGCUAUAUGAACAACCUCCUGCUCGAGCCACUCGUCCCCGACCCCCUCCCCCAGGACGCUCCACCCGAGGACCCCAGCGUCGAGCACUGCCGCGUCUGUCGUGUGCCGAGGCCCGAGAAACUCAGGGGCAGUGGCGACAGUACGGCCUGGUACGUUCGCUGGCAGAUGUGUCGCCGGUGCUACCAGGCUUCGCGCAAGACCGGUGCCAUCGACGAGAUGAAGCUUGCCGACGGUGUCAAGUCGCCCGAGCUUGUGCCGUCCGACGCCGACGACAGCUUUGACGCCAACGACGAGUUCUUUGUCCUGGAGGCCGAGCUCGCCAGGGAAGUGCGCCAUGUCUAG